This is a messenger RNA of Gossypium raimondii (Peruvian cotton), 1008 nucleotides long. RefSeq lists its product as uncharacterized. The coding region runs from base 104 to 595 and encodes 163 amino acids. The record is from RefSeq and is a predicted model, not a curated record. The transcript is spliced from 2 exons. NCBI's taxonomy places the organism in Eukaryota, Viridiplantae, Streptophyta, Magnoliopsida, Malvales, Malvaceae.
UUUGUCUCAUUUUACCGACCAGUUACCAACAACCCGGUUAACUCUUAUCCUCUUUACUGAUAUUGUGUACCCAGUCAGAGCAAAGCCUCUACUCGUCGCGUUAAUGGCGGACCCGACUGCUCCACCCAAUCCGACCCUCACCAAAGACGAUAAUUGUCUAAAAUAUACCUGCGAUGCUGGGUUUUUCUCUAACCCACACCCCUCCGACACUCCAAACCUCGACGAAGAAGAUUCCAACAGUCCACCCACUUUUGAUUCCGACGACUGCGACUCUGAUUGUGAUUCCACGCACUUCACUGAUCUCUCCGCCGGUCUUCGUGUCUUCUCUGAUUCGAUUCUUAGGAUGGAGCUGGCCGGGAUGGAGAUGGUCAAGGCAAUGGAAGCUUGCCGAUGUGAGGCGGAGAAACGGAGGGCGGAAUCCGAGGCCGAAUUGACUCGGAUGAUGUUGCGAACUCAGUCCCAGAUCGCUUUGUUUGUCGCCGGAGAUGCUGAUACCAGGAAAAGGAAGCGUGGAGCAGAAGACGAACCAAGGGAUUCCUCUGUUAGACAAGGAGCUUUGCUGCUGAGCUUGUUGCAGUGCAACUUAAUCUUCUGAAGUUUCACUAAAAUUAAUUGAAUAAUCUUUGGUUUAUUUAUCAAAAUUGAGGAUGAAAAUGAAGCUGGGAUUUUAUAUACUAUAUCUAUGUAAUGUACUGAUUAUUAUAUUAAAUGAAAAAUCUCUCUCUCUCCGCAAAAGUCCUUUGUCUCUCUACAAAUGUAAUCACCUAAAGUGCUGUAGAUUGCAAAGACAACAAAUCUAAUGGAGGUUUCUUCAUACGAGGGCUUGGGUUUUGGUUUCUCUGCUCUGCAACACUGAGUAGGGCCUGUCUUCGAUUAGUGGCACUUCUGAUGUAUUCCUCCAAAGGUGGGAGAGAUGGUUGUUCUUUGUUAUUUGUUGCUUGUCCUCGAAUAAGCUGUGAAAACCAUGAAUGAAUGCAAAUAGUAGAACAUGGUAUUUAUAGAUCAAAA